Molecule: messenger RNA, 1821 nt
Organism: Amphimedon queenslandica
Lineage: Eukaryota; Metazoa; Porifera; Demospongiae; Haplosclerida; Niphatidae
Product: proteoglycan 4-like
Exons: 2
Biological process (GO): DNA catabolic process
Cellular component (GO): cytoplasm
Molecular function (GO): 3'-5'-DNA exonuclease activity; nucleic acid binding
Source: RefSeq, a predicted model, not a curated record
AUGGAUGACAGCUCAUUACCAGCAUCAAUGGAAACAAUUGAAAGCAGCAGCUUACCAGCAAGCAUGGAUGUUACUGCUACUUUAGACAACAGUUUACCAUCAACCAUGGAAGCUGACCAACCCACAAUAAAGGGCCCAAUCAAAGAAUCUGCAACUCCAAAUAAUGAUAUAAUAGUUCUUUUUGAUCUCGAGACAACUGGCUUGGCAUUAGAUUCUGACAUAACUCAGAUAGCAGCAGAGGUGGUUGGACAAAAUAACGUGUGGUCAAAGUAUUUAAUACCAAAUCAAGACAUUGGAUAUGGAGCAACCCAAGUAACAGGCAUACAUGUUGAAGAAACAGAUGGGGCAAGGGUUUUAAUGGUAGGAAAUGAAGAGGUUGAUGCUGCAAGCUAUGAAGAUGGUUUGACUCAGUUUUAUCAUUAUCUCUGUCAACUCUCAAAUGGAAAAGAUCCCAAUUCACGCCUCAUACUUGUAGCUCAUAAUGCAAAACGUUUUGAUGCUCCAAUAUUGGUAAAUGCUUUUAAGAAAAUCAAUGUCUCCUCUUCUGAUUUAUUAGAAAAAGGAAUCUACUUUUCUGAUAGCCUUGAAAUAUUGCGUAAGCUACAAAAAGACCAACACCCAUUGCUAAAUAAUCCUCAAGCAGACAAAGAACGAGGAAAGAAGCUAUCACUUGGGCUAGGUAACUUAUACCGUCAUUUAUUUCAAGAAGAUUUCCCUGCUCAUGAUGCUACUGAAGAUGUGAAGGCAAUGAAGCACCCUCCUUCUCAUGAAGAACAAGACCCUCCUUCUCAUGCAGAACAAGGCCCUCCUUCUCCUGUAGAACAAGUCCCUCCUUCUCAUGCAGAACAAGACCCUCCUUCUCCUGCGGAACAAGACCCUCCUUCUCCUGUAGAACAAGUCCCUCCUUCUCAAGCAGAACAAGACCCUCCUUCUUCUGCGGAACAAGACCCUCCUUCUCCUGUAGAACAAGACCCUCCUUCUCAAGCAGAACAAGUCCCUCCUUCUCAAGCAGAACAAGACCCUCCUUCUCCUGCAGAACAAGACCCUCCUUCUCCUGUAGAACAAGUCCCUCCUUCUCAUGCAGAACAAGACCCUCCUUCUCCUGCGGAACAAGACCCUCCUUCUCAUGCAGAACAAGACCCUCCUUCUCAUGCAGAAAAAGACCCUCCUUCUCCUGUAGAACAAGUCCCUCCUUCUCAAGCAGAACAAGGCCCUCCUUUUUCUGUAGAACAAGUCCCUCCUUCUCAAGCAGAACAAGGCCCUCCUUCUCCUGUAGAACAAGUCCCUCCUUCUCAUGCAGAACAAGACCCUCCUUCUCCUGCGGAACAAGACCCUCCUUCUCCUGUAGAACAAGACCCUCCUUCUCAAGCAGAACAAGACCCUCCUUCUCAUGCAGAACAAGACCCUCCUUCUCCUGUAGAACAAGUCCCUCCUUCUCAUGCAGAACAAGACCCUCCUUCUCCUGCGGAACAAGACCCUCCUUCUCAUGCAGAACAAGACCCUCCUUCUCAUGCAGAACAAGGCCCUCCUUCUCCUGUAGAACAAGUCCCUCCUUCUCAUGCAGAACAAGACCCUCCUUCUCCUGCGGAACAAGAUCCUCCUUCUCCUGCGGAACAAGACCCUCCUUCUCCUGUAGAACAAGUCCCUCCUUCUCCAGUUUCACCAAGUUCUGAUUGUGCAAAUGGAGGAGAGACAGUUCGGGUGACCAACGAAACACUUUCAUGCACUCAAAACGAUGCCAAUGAUAAGCUCAACGAUAAUGCUCAAAAUUUUAGGAUUUUUGAAGCUACUGCUGCCAUUGCCAAGUUACAUGAGAUGCCU